UGCUAAUCAGUAACAAUGUUUUUCACACUCAAAGAGAUUGUACAGUGGAUAGGAUUAACAGUGUUUGAAAUAUGGAUAAACCUCAUAACAUUAACUAUAUUUUCUGCGCUAUUGGCAAUGAAGAUUGACGGUGUAGUGAACAGUGCUUGGUGGACAAUAUUUGCCCCACUGUUUGUGAGUGAUGCUAUGAAUGCAUAUUUCUGCUGUAUUGUAUGCAUACGUAUGAACUAUGAAAGUUCAUACAGAGCUUCACUGUACAGAGCCUCAUGGAGUGGUAUAUUCUUAGGUCUAACUUUUGUAUUUAAAUUUUUACUAUGUAGAAAACUACAAGGUGAUUCAGGGAUUGAAUUCAGUGAAGUGUUUGCACCUUUGUUUAUACUGCUGCAGUUGAUAGCGGUGAGGGCUUGUCAGUUGCAUCAGUAAUGUAAUCGUAAUUUAUCCAUAUUUUUACUGUUUAAACUUAAUGGAAAAUCA
Papilio polytes (common Mormon) is the source of this 474-nucleotide messenger RNA. Its product is annotated as transmembrane protein 203. The coding region runs from base 16 to 423 and encodes 135 amino acids. Gene Ontology annotation, biological process: intracellular calcium ion homeostasis. The record is from RefSeq and is a predicted model, not a curated record. Gene Ontology annotation, cellular component: endoplasmic reticulum. Lineage: Eukaryota; Metazoa; Arthropoda; Insecta; Lepidoptera; Papilionidae. The transcript has a single exon.